GUGGAUCGAUUCAGGAUGAGACACAAUGUCUCCUUCAAGUUGGAAGAAAUGACAAACCUUUCAAGUACUUAAAGAAUUGUCUCUUGUUAUGCUUCUCUCAGAGAUUUGGAGGGAAGCUUCCUGAAUUACAAAUGCUUGUUGAACUUCUAUCUGAUGCUAAAGACUUUUCUUUGUGGAUUGAGGAAAGAGAUGUAUUGGAACAGUUUGUGGAUCAAGCUCAGGCAUGCAGAACUUUCUUGACAGAAAUAGUCAAUUUUGCUUUAGCUUAUUUUGAUAAAGAUCUCGGUGUGGUCUCUGAAAAAUUAACUACUGCUCUUAAGGCCAUUGAAGUGGCAGGUCUUUAUGAUCAUCAAGCUAAUCACAGCCUUGAGCUGGCAUUAACAAGAUACUCUUGGAGAUUCAAAGUCAAUAGGUUAUUAGGGGGUUUACAAAAGCCCACGAUCCAACAGAUUCAGCAGCAUUUGAAAGAGGGUCUUUCUAUGAGCAUUCCACCUGAAGAUUACUAUAGGCAAAGACUUACGGAAGUGAAGCGUAUUGGCUUGCAGUGGGCAGAACGUGCCAGGAAGGUUGCAACUGAUUCUGGAGUUCUUAGUUUAGAUAAAGUUUUUGAACUUAUCAUGGAAGGUGAAAAUUUGCCUUUUUACUUGGAGAAGGAAAUUAAGUUACUACGAGAACGAAGUAUGCUUUAUUGUAUUUGUCGAAAGCCAUAUGAUCAGAGAAAAAUGAUUGCUUGUGAUCAAUGUGAUGAGUGGUACCAUUUUGAUUGCAUUAACUUAGUUUCCACACCAAAGGUCUACAUCUGUCCUGCUUGUAAGCCUCAACAACAAGACUUGUCUGCAACACCUUCAGUUGAUCUUGAUAGAUCAAUUAGUGUCAAGUUUGUAGAGCCUAAAACACCUCCUAAACAUACAAAGAAACUGAGAGAAGCUGAGCCUAGUCCAAGGCAAAAGAUGCUUUCAAUUACGGAUCAUAGUAAUAGUUUUAGCAGUGGGAUUGAAUGCUUAUGGUGGCGAAAUCGGAAGCCCUUCAGAAGAGCAGCAAAAAAACGUGCCGAGCUUGACACUCUUUCUCCAUUUUUCCAUGUUCAACAAUAAAACUGGAAGUAGAUGGUUAUCAAUCAUUCAAUCUAUUCAAUUGAUUUUUAUGGUUUCCGCUCAAUUAUCUGUUUUCAGCUCCUUGAGAAACAAUAAGAAAAUUUUGUCCUAUAAACACGUGCUCAUCUGCAUGUGAAAAUUUUUGAGCAGGCCCACAAUUUGAAAUUAAAUUGAGCUUCCUGUUCUAUGCUCUUCCUUU
Quercus lobata is the source of this 1293-nucleotide messenger RNA. RefSeq lists its product as uncharacterized. Gene Ontology annotation, biological process: positive regulation of DNA-templated transcription. The transcript is spliced from 8 exons. The record is from RefSeq and is a predicted model, not a curated record. The coding region runs from base 132 to 1094 and encodes 320 amino acids. Gene Ontology annotation, cellular component: Set1C/COMPASS complex. Lineage: Eukaryota; Viridiplantae; Streptophyta; Magnoliopsida; Fagales; Fagaceae.